GACAGGCUUUCCGGGAUGAGGCUGAGGCUGGCCGCGCUCCUGGCGGGCUUUGCCGCCGCCGCUGCCCUCCUGCUGCGCGCCCCGCUCCUGCCGCCGUCGCUGCUGCUACCGCCGCUGGCCGCGGCUGGCCUUGGCGUGGCGGUGCUGGCGCUGCGGCCCAAGCGGCUGAUCCCCCCGGACCAGGUGGGCUACCUGACGGAGCCCGGCUGGACCCGCGCGCAGAGCGCCGGCCGGGUGCGUAAGAACCGGCGUACCGGCCAGCUGCUGCCCGUUUACCCCAACGGCUGGUUCCGGCUCCUUGGCUCAGCUGAGCUGGCCCUCCGGGAGGUGCGCAACGUGGCUGCGCUGGGGGAACAGUUUGCUGUGUUUCGAGGCUUGGAUGGGAAAGCGUAUGUUGUGGACGCAUACUGUCCACACCUUGGGGCCAACCUUGCAGUCGGGGGCCACGUGGUGGGCAGUUGCAUAGAGUGUCCCUUCCAUGGCUGGAUGUUCUCUGGAAAGGAUGGGCGCUGCACCAAGAUUCCGUAUGCUGAAAAAGUACCUGAAUUUGCAAAGACCAAAGUUUGGCCAUCAUGUGAGGUUAAUGACAUGAUCAUGGUAUGGUAUCACUGUGAUGGCAUCAGCCCAGCGUGGCAAGUCGCCGAUCAAGAAGAGCUGUCAUCGCGCAAGUGGGUCUUCCAGGCUAAAACGGAGCACUUUGUCAGCGCACACAUUGAGGAAAUUCCAGAGAAUGCUGCUGAUGCAGCCCACCUCUCCUUUCUCCACAGUCCCAUGGUCAUGAAUGGAAAUGACCUGCGCUUUAUCGACAACCGCCGCUGGGCAUUUUUCAGGCACAGCUGGGAGGCGGAGUGGCAACCAGAACUGGAGCCCACCAGCCAUUCCUGCAUGCUCCUGACCCACCAUGUGCUGCUCUUUGGCAAGCCUGUUGCUUUUCUGGAUCUGCAUGUUUCAGCCAGGCAGGUGGGUCCCGGGUUAGUCUUCAUGACCCUCAAUCACGCAUUCCUGGGCAAGGGGUUGAUCGUGAGUGUUACGCCGAUAGAGCCUCUUCUCCAGCAUGUGGUCCACCAGAUAUACUACCCACAGAACGUGCCCUCCUUCAUCACCAGGUUGAUCCUAUGGGCUGAGGGUGUCCAGUUUGAGCGGGACGUCAUGAUCUGGAAUAACAAGAAGUUCCUCUCCAAGCCGCUGCUGGUGAAGGAAGAUGCUGCGAUCCAGGGGCACCAGCGCUGGUCCUCCCAGUUCUACAGCGAGAACAGCAGGAAGCUCAGUGCUCAGAAGUGUGAGCUGGACUGGUGACUCCCCACUUGUUUCAG
Candoia aspera is the source of this 1313-nucleotide messenger RNA. RefSeq names its product cholesterol 7-desaturase nvd-like. NCBI's taxonomy places the organism in Eukaryota, Metazoa, Chordata, Lepidosauria, Squamata, Candoiidae. Gene Ontology annotation, biological process: cholesterol metabolic process. The record is from RefSeq and is a predicted model, not a curated record. Gene Ontology annotation, molecular function: 2 iron, 2 sulfur cluster binding; oxidoreductase activity.